Molecule: messenger RNA, 1475 nt
Organism: Ipomoea triloba (trilobed morning glory)
Lineage: Eukaryota; Viridiplantae; Streptophyta; Magnoliopsida; Solanales; Convolvulaceae
Product: dof zinc finger protein DOF3.6-like
Exons: 2
Coding region: 190-1071 (293 amino acids)
Biological process (GO): regulation of DNA-templated transcription
Molecular function (GO): DNA-binding transcription factor activity; DNA binding
Source: RefSeq, a predicted model, not a curated record
UUCCAUUUCUCUUUGUUGGGCUGCCUCUGGUAUUGUCUCUCCCUCUGUCCUGCUCUCUGAUGCUCCCACCAUAUAUUUCCAAAAAACCCACAAAACUUUAUUAAAGAUAAAGAUUAAAGAGAGAUCUCUCGAAAGAAAGAAAGAAAGAAAGAAAGAAAGAAAGCAAGCUAGAAAAGAAAAAAAACAACCAUGGUUUUCUCUUCUUUUCCUGCAGUAUAUUUAGAUCAUCCCAAUUUGCACCAGUUACAGCAAUCUGAGCAUCAUCAGCGAGGAGGUGGUGGGUUGGAGAAUCCGCCGCUUCAGGCGGCGGUGGGUGGCGGUGGCGGGUCAAUCCGGCCGGGUUCUAUGGUGGAUCGAGCUAGGCUAGCCAAGAUUCCGUUGCCGGAGGCGGGAUUAAAGUGUCCGAGGUGCGAUUCGACGAAUACUAAGUUUUGUUACUUUAAUAACUACAGCUUAACUCAGCCGCGCCACUUCUGCAAGACGUGCCGGCGGUACUGGACGAGAGGCGGCGCGUUGAGGAACGUCCCCGUCGGCGGCGGCUGCCGGAGGAACAAGAGGAGCAAGGGCGGAAGCCACGGCGCGAAAUCCGGGUCCUCCGGCGGCGCCGGCGCCGGCAGCUCGGAGAAACCUGCGGACGGAGGCGGAGGCGGCGGUGGCGGCUCUAACUCCACAUGCGCGAGCCCUACGGACAUCACCGGAAACUUCCCGCAGCUGCCGCCCUUCAUGGCCGCCGCGUUUCAAAACCUAAACCACUACGGCGGAAACGGCGGCGGCCUGGGCGGAUUCCCGCCGCCGCAGAUGGCGGCCACGAGCGGCGGCGGGAUUGGCGAAAUGGGUUUUCAUCUCCCAGCUGUUUUAAGCGGGUUCGAGCAGCCUCAUCCCCACACCAACGUAUACCCUUUUCAGAGCGAAGGACUCGAAGCUUCAUCGUCGGUAAAAAUGGAGGAAAACCGCCAAGGUUUAAACAAUUCAACCAAGCAAUUCUUAGGAACUCUGGAAAACAAUCAAUAUUGGGGAUGGACCGGGUUUUCGGGUCUUAACUCAUCUUCUUCCACCUCCCAUCUUCUAUGAUUUGCUUCAACUUCACAACCCUAAUAUAUAUAUACACUUAAAAGAAGGUGAAGUGUCACAAGACAGGGGGGUUUUCACUCUCAGGUGCCUGACUGCGGGUUUUCUUCGUCAUCCAGACACAAGAAGGUGAAGUGCCAGUUAUCAUAUAUCAGCAUGCAUGAGACCAGCUUUAUGUGUUUUAUCAUUAUAUUAACCAUGAAAUGUUAGUACUUCCUAUGUGGUAGCUAAGCUAGAGUUUGAUUGUAUCGUUCUAAACUCCAUCUAUCUUAAUCAGUUUGAUUUCUUUCUUGUAAUCUUGGUGUUCUUUCAUUUUGUGUCGUGCAUUGUGGCUUGCUUGUUUUCAUGGGACAAACCUAGUAUGUUAUUAUCAUGUAUAAAUAACUAAUUUCCCAUAUAUUAUCCUA